AUUGGAUCAUACCAAUGGCAACUAUAGAUGGAAGACCGGCAAAAUAUGGCAUUUCUCUUAAACAGUUACGUGAGCUCAUGGAGCAUCGCGGACGUGAAGGUGUAACAAAGAUUGGGGAGUUCGGUGGUAUUCACGAACUGUGCAAAAAGUUAUACACAUCUCCCAAUGAAGGCUUAAGCGGAUCCAAAGCAGAUGAGGAACAUAGACGUGACACAUUUGGUUCUAAUAUAAUACCACCAAAACCACCAAAAACAUUUCUUACUCUAGUCUGGGAGGCACUUCAAGAUGUAACUCUUAUCAUCUUAGAGGUCGCAGCCCUCGUAUCACUUGGCCUAUCAUUUUAUAAGCCCGCCGAUGAAGAUGCACCUGUGCUCCAAGAGGAGGAGGAACACCAUGGAUGGAUUGAGGGACUGGCAAUUCUUAUUUCAGUUAUAGUCGUAGUGAUAGUAACAGCUUUUAAUGAUUACUCAAAGGAACGUCAAUUUCGUGGUCUACAAAGCCGAAUUGAAGGCGAACACAAGUUUUCAGUCAUUCGAGGCGGGGAGGUGUGCCAAAUUUCUGUUGGAGAUAUACUUGUUGGCGAUAUUGCCCAGAUUAAAUAUGGAGAUUUAUUGCCAGCCGAUGGGUGUCUUAUUCAAAGUAAUGAUUUAAAGGUAGAUGAAUCUUCUUUAACUGGCGAAUCAGACCAUGUAAAAAAAGGAACAGAUGUGGAUCCUAUGGUUUUAUCAGGCACCCAUGUAAUGGAGGGAAGCGGUAAAAUGGUGGUUACAGCCGUCGGUGUAAAUUCUCAAGCCGGUAUCAUCUUCACACUUCUUGGUGCAGCAGUUGAUGAACAGGAAGCCGAAAUUAAAAAAAUGAAAAAAGAAGCUAAGAAGGCGAGCAAGCAAAAGAGCUUGACAGGUGAAAGCUCCCAUAUAAAAAAUACGCAAGCUCCACAACCUAUUAUCAGUGAAGGAACAAAGUCGGAAUCUGAUGGAAAUCAUAUACCUCAAUCUUCAUCUUCUGCAGUUACUGAAGCAGGGCAUAAGAAAGAGAAAUCUGUGCUGCAAGCUAAAUUAACAAAAUUAGCUAUACAAAUUGGAUAUGCAGGAUCCACAAUUGCCGUACUUACUGUUAUAAUUUUGAUUAUUCAGUUCUGUAUUAAAACUUUCGUAAUUGACGAUAAACCAUGGAAGAACACAUAUGCUAAUAACUUGGUGAAACAUUUGAUAAUUGGAGUCACAGUGUUAGUAGUAGCUGUACCCGAAGGACUUCCGCUGGCCGUUACACUAUCACUUGCAUACUCAGUAAAGAAAAUGAUGAAGGAUAAUAAUCUGGUUAGACAUUUGGAUGCAUGCGAAACCAUGGGUAAUGCCACUGCCAUUUGUUCUGAUAAAACGGGCACACUUACAACCAACCGUAUGACUGUGGUACAAUCAUAUAUCUGCGAAAAACUUUGUAAGGUUUUGCCAACUCUUACGGAUAUACCACAACAUGUGGGUAAUUUAAUAACAAUGGGAAUAUCUGUAAACUCAGCUUACACUUCCAACAUUAUGCCUGGACAAAACGCGGGAGAUCUACCAAUCCAAGUCGGCAACAAAACAGAAUGUGCGCUGCUAGGAUUUGUUCAGGGAUUAGGUGUUAAAUACCAGUCCAUUCGUGACGAAAUUCCUGAGGAUAAGUUUACGCGCGUCUAUACUUUCAACUCUGUACGCAAAAGUAUGGGCACUGUUAUACGGCGUCCUAACGGGGGAUUUCGAUUGUACACCAAAGGAGCAUCAGAAAUAAUUAUGAAAAAGUGCGCUUUUAUCUAUGGGCAUGAGGGAACAUUGGAGACUUUUACAAAAGACAUGCAGGAACGAUUAAUUCGUGAAGUUAUUGAGCCCAUGGCAUGUGAUGGUCUUCGGACCAUAUCUGUAGCCUAUCGCGACUUUGUGCCUGGAAAAGCUGCAGUUAAUGAAGUACACAUUGAUGGAGAACCAAACUGGGAUGAUGAAGAGAACAUUAUGACUAAUCUUACUUGCCUUUGUGUCGUUGGAAUAGAAGAUCCCGUGCGUCCUGAAGUUCCAGAUGCAAUUCGAAAGUGCCAACGUGCUGGUAUUACUGUGCGCAUGGUUACUGGAGACAACAUUAACACAGCACGCUCAAUUGCUAGUAAAUGUGGCAUUCUUCGUCCUAAUGAUGACUUUCUUAUUUUAGAGGGCAAAGAAUUCAAUCGACGUAUCCGGGAUAGCAAUGGAGAUAUUCAACAACAUCUUAUAGACAAAGUGUGGCCCAAACUUCGUGUAUUAGCUCGUUCAUCUCCAACUGACAAAUAUACAUUAGUGAAAGGUAUUAUUGAUAGCACUGUUAGCGAAAACCGUGAAGUGGUUGCUGUUACUGGCGACGGAACCAAUGACGGCCCAGCUCUUAAAAAAGCCGAUGUAGGAUUCGCCAUGGGAAUUGCCGGGACAGACGUAGCGAAGGAAGCGUCCGAUAUUAUACUAACCGAUGAUAACUUUAGCAGCAUUGUUAAAGCUGUAAUGUGGGGAAGGAAUGUUUAUGACUCCAUAGCAAAGUUCUUGCAGUUUCAGUUAACUGUUAACGUGGUUGCUGUAAUUGUUGCAUUUAUAGGAGCAUGUGCCGUGCAGGAUUCGCCUCUUAAAGCAGUGCAAAUGUUGUGGGUCAACCUAAUAAUGGAUACUUUGGCAUCGCUAGCAUUAGCUACGGAACUACCCACUCCGGAUCUUUUGCUUCGAAAGCCAUAUGGCCGUACCAAGCCUUUGAUUUCACGCACAAUGAUGAAAAACAUUCUUGGGCAAGCACUUUACCAGUUGGUUAUUAUAUUUGGAUUGUUGUUUGUCGGUGAUUUAAUACUUGAUAUUGAGUCAGGACGCGGACAAGAGCUCAAUGCAGGACCAACACAGCAUUUUACUAUUAUAUUUAACACAUUUGUCAUGAUGACGUUGUUUAAUGAAAUAAAUGCUAGAAAAAUACAUGGUCAACGAAACGUUAUUGAAGGGUUGUUUACAAAUCCUAUAUUCUACACAAUAUGGAUAUUUACGAUGAUAUCGCAGGUAUUGAUAAUUCAAUAUGGAAAAAUGGCGUUUUCUACAAAAGCUCUUACACUAGAUCAAUGGCUUUGGUGUAUAUUUUUUGGAAUUGGUACACUUGUAUGGGGGCAGCUGAUUACCUCUGUACCUACAAGAAAAUUACCUAAGAUACUAUCAUGGGGUCGUGGCCAUCCUGAAGAAUACACAGACGCAAUGAACUUAGGCGAGGAGCGUUUUGAUUCCAUUGAUUCCGAUAAGAAGCCUAGAGCUGGUCAAAUUCUUUGGAUUCGAGGUCUUACCCGUUUGCAAACCCAACCAGCGGAUCAAAUACGGGAGACCCCAGUGUAAUUAAAAUUGUAAUAAAAUUAAAUAUAAAUAAAUAUUAUGAAAUAACAAAGCUGUUUCAUUUCAAAUUUUUAAUUUUUUUUGAAUGAAAUUAAAUAUGUUUAGCAAUUUUUAUAGAAUUAAAAAAAAAAUCGCAUUAAUCGGUUAUGUGUUCAAAGUAUUUUAUUAAGUUUCUGCUUUUUAUAACAAUAUAUUAUAUAUUAUAGAAGGUAAAAAAAGGCGAGCUACCAUUUUGAACAGUCUAUGACAAUAUUCGUAUUUUGAAAUAAAAUAAUAAUAAAGAAAUAAACAAUCAUUUUUCAAAAGAAUAAAAUUCUCCAAGAAACAUUUAGAACCCAUACAGACGACCUAUUAAUUUCUAGUAAAAUAAUUAUAUAAUGAAAUAAAUUAAUCUUUAACUUUUAUAACGGACAUAACUGUUAAAUUACUAAAUUCAUUCGGCAAAAUGUGUCAACAUAAACAUCAAUAGUUAUCAUAAUUUUGAACUACUCAAACAAAAAACGCCAACAACAACAACAAAAUGUAUGUUUUUAUAUAAUGUAUACUAUACUAUCAUUUAAUACGUAAUGUACGACAUACGUACGUACGUAAUGAUAAACCCUUUUCAUUAUUUUGUACUUGACUAAACCAAGUUUAAUUCCUGCACUUAAAUAAAUAUUAUAUUUCAAAACAUAUUUGCGCAUUUCUUUAAAAAAGUUUUAUUAUUUUUUGAUCCGUAAAAACUAAAUUGAUCGCGGGUAACAAAAAAUAAUUAUAUUUAUUUUUGGCUUAUAGAGCCAUAUUUUAUGCUAAUGAAUAUAUGUAAAUCCUAUUAUAUUGUAAUACAAAAUAAAAACCAUGAAAGAUAGAGAC
Molecule: messenger RNA, 4208 nt
Organism: Drosophila ananassae
Lineage: Eukaryota; Metazoa; Arthropoda; Insecta; Diptera; Drosophilidae
Gene: PMCA
Product: plasma membrane calcium-transporting ATPase 1
Exons: 16
Coding region: 15-3359 (1114 amino acids)
Biological process (GO): calcium ion transmembrane transport; regulation of cytosolic calcium ion concentration
Cellular component (GO): membrane; intracellular membrane-bounded organelle
Molecular function (GO): P-type calcium transporter activity; ATP hydrolysis activity; ATP binding
Source: RefSeq, a predicted model, not a curated record